AGUCCUCCCUCUCCCGGGGAAGAAACAAAGCCGGCCCUUGCGCGGGCUCCGGCGUGGCUGCGGCGCCUUUGUGGCCAGCUGCUCUCCGAGAGGCUCAUGAGACCCAACGGGGUUCAGGCGGUGGUUCGGGGCAUCGUGGAGGGAACAGGCGGUGAGUAGGCAGGUGGCGCUGGUGCUGAAGCAGCAGCUGUGGACUGGAGAAAAUGCGAUGCGGUUGCAAAGAUCCUGGCCUCCUGCCCGCAGCAGUGCCUUUCCCUCGAGGACUACUACGGACUGGUAUGCCCCCAGAUUCUGGACUUGCUGCACAUCCAGGACAAACAGACAGCGCGCCAGUUCCAGCGAGUGGCCACCACGACACUGCUCACCAUGGCGAAAGAGCACCCUCAGCUGGCAGAGGAGCACCUGCUCCGGCCCCUCUUGGCACCCCUUCUGCGGUGCUCGGAGACAGCAGAGCUAGCAGUGGAAGAUUUGUCGGCAGGGACCGUGCUGGUGACAGAGGCAGAGCUCAGCAGCUGUGUGGAAGAUGUGCUCAAGGUGUAUGUGGUUGGAAAUGACAACUCGAGCCUGCUGCUGGGAUCCUUACAGUCGGUCCUGGGAGUGGUUUUUUCCCUCUAUUCCUUCGCCAAGCAGAAUGUGUCAUACUUACGCUCCCCGUGCCAGGAGAUCCUGCUGUGGUUCUUGGAGAAGUCGGAGCGAGAGGUGUCACUGGCCGUGCUGGAAGGCUUUGCAGGGCUGAACAGCAGCGUGCACGCUCUGCACCCGCGGUGCCGGUUCUGCGCGGGCAGCGAGGGUGGUGCCACCAUCGCGGUGGAGGAGACCAUCAGCGAUGAAGAGGAGGCUCUCUACCAGAAGGUUUCCUCGGAGCAGUGCUGCAUGGAGAACUUGGUGGAGCUCUUGUCUCACUGCCAGAAGAUGUUCCUGGCGCUGGCGCUGACUCGCGUGGCUGCGGAGGACGAGGUGGAUUCAAACUCGGCUGCGGUGCCUGGAGGGAGUCUCCUGGAGCUGGAGCAGUACCACGCCGGGCAGAGGAGGAAGCUGCUGGUCCUGCAGCUGGUGGCCACGCUGUGCGAGAGCGUCUCGGACACCGUGUUCACAGACAUCGCUCAGGGGCUCGUGGCCGCCAUGCUUGGUGGAGCUGUCCAGCUGCAAUCCGGUGACUUCGCCGUGCUGAAGCGGCUGGAGGAGCUCUCCCGCACCUACCCCGAGCCCCUCACCCAGGAGCUGGCCACAGACCUGCGCAUCGCCAUCUGCACCCACGGGGCCUUCUGCCCCGGCACGCGGGAUCCGGAGGCACUUCGGCUUCAGGAGAAACUCCUGCAGGUGUUCCUGGAGAACGUGCAGCACGAGGCCGCCUUCGUCUACCUC
Molecule: messenger RNA, 1365 nt
Organism: Tauraco erythrolophus (red-crested turaco)
Lineage: Eukaryota; Metazoa; Chordata; Aves; Musophagiformes; Musophagidae
Source: RefSeq, a predicted model, not a curated record